This is a messenger RNA of Dichotomopilus funicola, 555 nucleotides long. RefSeq lists its product as uncharacterized. Gene Ontology annotation, cellular component: ribosome. Lineage: Eukaryota; Fungi; Ascomycota; Sordariomycetes; Sordariales; Chaetomiaceae. The record is from RefSeq and is a predicted model, not a curated record. Gene Ontology annotation, biological process: translation. The coding region runs from base 1 to 555 and encodes 184 amino acids. The transcript has a single exon. Gene Ontology annotation, molecular function: structural constituent of ribosome.
AUGGCAACCACGGCACCCCCAGCAACAACCCCAACAACAGCCCUCGUAGCAAACCACCUCUUCAGCGCCACCGUCCACCUCGGCCCCCAUCUCGGCCCCAUCCCCCUUCUCGGCGGCGGCCAGCGCAUGGUCGAGCCCAUCACCGGUGGCAACAUCGCCGGCCCGGCCUUUAACGCUGUCAUCGAAGGGGGGUUCGCCGCGCCUAUUUUUGUGCAACAGCAGCCCAUUCCUACUGUCGAGCAUACCCCUUCUACCCAGUCUUCUACAAAUGGUGAUGGUGAUGCCAGUGCCGACGCCGAUAGUGAUACCCCACCUGAAUCCGAGCCUAAAAACGACGGCGAGAGCACCAAACAAAACCAUCACCUCCUAGCACACAUCUGGCCCUACGGCACAGCAAGUGAUGGGUCUGCGUUUUUUCUGGAAGAGUCCGGGGUGGGUGGGCCUGGGGGGCAGAAUACGAGGUUGAAUAUCCAGGUUGGUGGGCGGUACAAGGCGUUGCAGACCAUGUAUGUGCUGGCGCAGCCGAGGGUGGUGGAUCGGGAGCGGACGAUGUGA